AGAUGUGACCUUAAAAGUCUUAUGGCACUGGUUAACCAUGUUUUAGAAAGUGUCUGCUGUCUUUAUCAGGCACACGGGUAACUAUCGUCUUCUCUUUCAAACUACCGCGUAUGCAGCACAUUCGUGUCUCACAAACAUCUGAGCUUGUACGCAAAAUUUACGCGGCAAAAAAUUAUAGAAAACCUAUAAGUUUAUUUUUAAAUAUAAUGGAAGGCAAAGGAAAUCAGGAUAUAACAGAAGAGUGUAAUAAAGAAAAUAUAGAUCACGAGAAUAUCGAAAAGGCAGAUUCCGAUAAAAAAUCAGAAAUACCCAAAUAUAAAUUUAGCGACUUCUCGCUUGACAAAAAUGUCAAUACAUUUCUUCUGAUAUGUGUAAUAGGGGUAUCGUUAGGGAUAUUAUUAGAGGUAAUGAACGUGCAAAAUAGAGAAAAAACCAAAGAUGAAGUACCUAAGAGACGCUACUGGGUUUAUUCUGCCUACAGCGACGUCGAGAACAAAAAUGGUGUUUUAAAACACGUCCAUAUUGUUUUAGACAGGGUCGGAUACGAAAAAUCGACAAAUAAGACAGACUGGUCGCUACUAUGGUCGCAUGACUACCCCUUCAGAUCCUUAUACCCAAACAUGCAUAAACUAAAACGGCACCAAAAGGUAAAUCAUUUUCCCGGCAUUGGAUUUAUAACCAACAAAGUUGAUUUAGCCACGUCUAAGAGUGAGUACAUACCGAGGGCUUUCAAACUACCACAAAAUAAGGCCGAGUUCUUAAGCUAUGCAUCAGUGAAUAAAAACGCAUUGUUUUUGGAGAAGCACAAUCAGCAUCGAGGUGUUUACUUGAAGAACGUGAGUGAAAUAGAUUUUAGCGGGGAAAGUUUUGUUCAAGAGUUUGUGCAAAAACCGUUUUUAGUGGAUGGUCAUAAGUUUGAUAUUGGCGUGUACGUGGUCUUAACUUCUGUUGACCCGCUGAGAGUGUAUUGGUAUAAAGGUGACGUGCUAUUUAGAUACUGUCCAGCGAAAUACUACCCGUUUGAUCCGAAGAAUUUGGACAAAUAUGUUAUAGGAGACGAUUACUUGCCAACGUGGGAGGUGCCCUCGUUGGCCCAUCCAUACACCGCUCUGGGAUUUAGUAUGAAGGACUCAUUCGACGUGUACGCUAAAUCGAAAGGCAAGGACACAACUAAAAUGUGGGAGGAUGUACAAAAAGCAAUCGCAGAUGUAUUCGUGAAGAAAGAAUAUCAUGUCAUUCAGGCUCUUAAAAGUUAUCCAUCAAGUGACAAUUACUUCGAAAUGAUGCGUUUCGACCUAGUGGUGGACGAGGACCUAAAAGUGUAUUUGUUGGAAGCCAACAUGUCGCCCAACUUGUCAUCCGCCCACUAUCCACCCAACCAGCUAUUGUACGAACAAGUGCUCUACAACUUGAUGGGUUUGGUUGGCGUUGCUGACCAUGUUAAGAAAGAUUGGAAUCACGGAGAAAAUACAGGCGCUCAAAACAUGGUGUCGACGCAAAAGAACAUAGCCGUGUGGGGCGAACAAUGCAGUACAGUCUGCAAAGAAAAUUGUGAUUCCCAUGAACUAUGCGAAUUGUGUCGGCCCUGCUUGAACACUAAACUAAGAAAUAGCUUCUUGAAGGCACACAGAGAACACCUUCACAAAGGAGACUUUAGGAGGCUAUUCCCCCCACCGACGAAACCCAGUACAAAAACUCAGGAUGUGCUUAAAAAUUUGACAAAGAUGAACAGACUUCAAUAUCUCUGGUACCAGGGGAAAUGCAACACAGAUAUAACAUGGUGUACAUAAACAAAUGUAUUACAUAA
This is a messenger RNA of Manduca sexta (tobacco hornworm), 1807 nucleotides long. It is a transcript of the gene TTLL15, whose product is annotated as probable tubulin polyglutamylase ttll-15. Lineage: Eukaryota; Metazoa; Arthropoda; Insecta; Lepidoptera; Sphingidae. The coding region runs from base 111 to 1790 and encodes 559 amino acids. The transcript has 7 exons. Gene Ontology annotation, biological process: protein modification process. The record is from RefSeq and is a predicted model, not a curated record.